AUGACCUUCGUAUACAUACUAGCCAGCCUAUUAUCGAGCCCCAAGAGCCGCGGCAAACGAACAGCCUUGGAGGCAGCCGCACAACGAGCGCUGAUCGUUUGGAAAACACGGAUCGACGACGCGCUGGGGUACGAUGCGAGCGAUGUCGAACGCUGGAUCAUAGUUCACAGCAGACAUCGCAAUUCCGCGGAUCUACGACAACACGCCACGAUACGCGGCUAUACCAACGGGCAACCGGUCGCGACGAUGCACUUGCGCCUAACGAAGGAUUUCGUCGCAACGGGGAUCAACGUCUGGGCAAACGGUGUGCCCAUGACCGCGCAGGUUACGGAUCUUGUUGGCAUCCUUUCCACUCUCUGCAUCCGCGCGUCGCGCCACGUCAGCCAUACCACAGCGAAAAGGAACGCGUUUGUUAUUAUCCCCAUCUUGCACGUUUACGCCGCUCGACUCGUUGGACCCGCGAGCCACCCACACCCAGUGAAAUGGCCGAACACGCAACACGCAACACGCGAUAUGCGAAGUGCUCGACGCCCAUUCGGGUGCGCCCGAAACGACAGAAAACGUGCAAGUCUCGCGGACGGCACGCGAAGAGAAAAUGAACAGGGAGGGGGAGGGGAACACGAACGCCAACACGCCGCUUGA
Pleurotus ostreatus (oyster mushroom) is the source of this 642-nucleotide messenger RNA. RefSeq lists its product as uncharacterized. NCBI's taxonomy places the organism in Eukaryota, Fungi, Basidiomycota, Agaricomycetes, Agaricales, Pleurotaceae. The transcript is spliced from 3 exons. The record is from RefSeq and is a predicted model, not a curated record. Bases 1 to 642 code for a protein of 213 amino acids.